AUGAGCUCAGAAAAAUACCGGGCUGUGCUUGACGACAUUGCACGGAACAAUGCUCUCUAUGAAAAACCAUCCAAGACUCAUAACCUGAAGGAGACAAUCCUCAGAAAAGCGGAUGUCCACUUGAAUGCGGCGGGGGAAGACGAUCCCGAUGCGCCCACCGAAUCGGAGCUGCAAGCCGAAAUGACGUUCAAGCACCAUGCACGAGGGGAGGAAGCGCCCGCGGAGGUUGAAAAGGAAGAAGAAGGGGGGGAGCUGCACUCGAUGUUGGGAGAGCGUGGUCGGGAAAUGGAUUCAACGGAGCAGCAUAGGAGGCACAAGGCAGCAGCAAAAAGCCUUGGGAAGACCUCCAGAGAACUUGUGACGGCCGGCAAGACAUGCAAGCCGCCUCGAAAGAAGCCGCGAAGCAAAGCAACAGGUCGGAACCAUCAAGCGUCUGGGGCGUGGUGGGGGGUAAGAAGCCGGUGGCUGGGGUGGCGGCGCUUGCAGGCAAGCCGGAGGCAGCAGGGCCCACGGGGCAGAAGGGCUCAGGGGGUGCCCAAAAAAAGAAAGUGGCACCGACGGGCGCCAGAUGUCGGGAAGCCGGCAGCUGGGGAGGGGAGGCAAAAGCUUGCGAAGGAAGGCAGUGGAAAGGCGGUGGUUGGAGACAACCGGAAAGCAACGGCGGCGAUCACGCCCCUGCGGCCCGAGAAGAAGCCGCGGCGGUACAAGCCGGGCACCUUGGCGCUCAGAGAAAUCAGGAAGUACCAGAAGAGCACGGACUUCCUAAUUCCAAAAAUCACGUUCGGUCGGAUCGUGAGGCGCCUGUGCAACACGUAUUCGAAACAAGAAGACCUCAGGUGGCAGGCGUCGGCGUUGGACGCCCUGUUGGAGGCAAGUCAGGACUCCGUCGUGGGGCUGUUUGGAGACGCCAUCGAACGGGAGGCGCGAGAGGCACAAGAGGAGAAAGAGAAGAGCGAGGCAGCAAGCCGCGCUAUAAGGACUGCGCAGGGGCCCUCGCGAGGGGCUGAAAAGUCGGAGGGGAAGGACAAGGGGAAAAGAACAACGCAGGGGCCGGAAGGAGGGGCCAAAACGGAGAAGCUACUUGAGAAACGCAAAGAGACGAAAGCGAAGCAGGGGCCUGGCGUAGGGGUUGAAUCGGCCGGGGAGCGUGCCGAGCUGUGGUGGAGGGAACGUUGGAGGAAUCCCAGGGAGGCGCAGAGAAGUCGAAGCGGGGGACCAAGAGGGAGAAGGAAGCAGAGGAGACGCAUGGAGGAGAGAGCGGCGAAGCCUCCAGAACGGGUGAAUUGGAGGGGGGAAAAGCGGAGAAGGAGGCCAAGACCGGGGCGGAAUUAUCCCAGGGGGAUAAGGAAGCCGGAAAGAAGCGCCGGGGGGGAACAUGAUCGUGCAAGGAAGGUGCAAGAGGAGAGAAGAAAGUGGCUUGAUUGGUGCGUGCAACAAGAGCCGUCUGCAAACUUUAGGAAGGGUGCGAAAUUGUACAUAGCGAUUGCGUCCAUAGAUCACAAGCGGUAA
Messenger RNA from Klebsormidium nitens, 1509 nucleotides. Lineage: Eukaryota; Viridiplantae; Streptophyta; Klebsormidiophyceae; Klebsormidiales; Klebsormidiaceae. The record is from the annotation of a GenBank genome assembly.